Cucurbita pepo subsp. pepo (vegetable marrow) is the source of this 1050-nucleotide messenger RNA. The record is from RefSeq and is a predicted model, not a curated record. NCBI's taxonomy places the organism in Eukaryota, Viridiplantae, Streptophyta, Magnoliopsida, Cucurbitales, Cucurbitaceae.
CCUCCCUCCGUUCCCAUUGCCGGGCCGCCGGCCACACUGCAAUCUGCACCAUUUUGUUUUCCCCUUUUCCUUCUUCUCCAUAUCUCCCUCUCUUCUACAACCCGAACACUCGCCGGCACGCCCUCCUAAGCCCGUUUCUUCCUUCUCUCCCUAUCUCCCUCUCUGCUGCAACCGCGCCGGUGCGCCUGCCCACAGCAUUCUCCUGCUCGUCGCUAAGCAGCUGGGCCCCGUUGGCGGGAACUUCAGCUGGCAGCUAGCCGUCGAACCUUAUACAGCACCCCCGACGGAAGCAACUCUCUCAAUAUUAAAUUCCUUCUGCUCACUCUCACCAUCUUUCCUUAACAUUGCAGCACAUCCACCCUCUCUUCCUUCCAAAAAUCUGAAGAAAAACAGAAGGAAUACAGAAGCGCGCAGCAGUGCUGGCUCUGUGUGAAGGAAAUUUUCGGCAGCAUGUGGAACUGGGGGAACGGCAAUGGAAUGAAGAAACGGCAAAUGAUCGCGCUGGAAUAGAAUCCAGUUUAAACGUGUAGUUGGCUGUUUUGCUCUUUUCGUUUUGGUUCUGAGAAGAAUUUCACUUCCGAGUUCGAAUACGGAUUUAGAGAUUAAUUCUUAGUGCUUUUACAUGGAGGAUCAGAGCUGUAGGAGUGGUAAUCGUAGCGAACACCAGUGGAGAGCUGAGGAAGAGAUUGCUGGAAACUCCGAUGCCCUUAAAGCACUGAGAGAACUGAUCAUUUUCCCACUACUAUUCUCCCAGGAAGCUCAAAAAAUUGGUCUAAGAUGGCCUCGAGGAUUGCUUCUAUACGGACCCCCUGGCACUGGCAAGACGAGCUUAGUACGUGCAAUUGUUCAGGAAUGCGGUGCUCAUUUAACCACUAUCAGUCCCCAUUCAGUUCACAGAGCACAUGCUGGAGAAAGCGAAAAAGUUCUGCGCGAGGCUUUCUCCAAGGCAUCAUCUCAUGCAAUAUCAGGGAAGCCAUCAGUUAUCUUUAUAGAUGAAAUUGAUGCACUUUGUCCACGUCGGGAUUCUAGGUAAUGAAAACUGAUAACGUU